ACCAAAGGAAAUCGCGCUGUAGAAGGAGAGGUGGAGGGAGAGGAAAGUCGGGCAGCUCGAGCUCUCCCGGAUUUCCACCUGACUGCUCGGGAAGCGGGACACUGGGACAGGCAAAAUGUUGAGUUUGGGGAGCGGAGGAGCGAAGUCUACUAAACCGUCGUUUGUGUCUUAUGUUACACCCGAGGAAAUAAAAGCGGAGAAAGACCCUCCAAAGAAAGAGAAACAUCCUGAUUUGCUACCAGGUGAAGUGGAGUUCUGUAGCGCCAACCCCAUUCUCAAAUACUCUCAAGAUGAUCUCUCCCAGCAUGGUGUCUUUGGCACAUUGUUCUGCACCAAUUUUCGUGUUACGUUCAUUAGUGAUGAGACACCACAGGAGAAGACGGCCAAGACCUUUAAGAACAAACUCUAUGGAGAAAAAAAUGACAUUCCAUUAAUGUGUGUGGAUCACAUCUAUGGUGUUUAUGAUGAAAAGAGAAAACUGAUAACAGGAGGCCUUGUGAAGAACAAAUAUCCAUCCAAAAUGAUCAUUCACUGUAAAGACCUACGAGUCUUUCAGUUCUGUCUAACAUUCACCAAGGAGGAAGAUGCCAAAAAGAUCUUUCAGGGUAUUGCUCACCAUUGUUUGGAGGAGAAAUCUCUGAAGUGUGUCUUUGCCUUUUCCUAUAUGGGGACACCAAGCCCAGAAAUGCUGCGGAAACAGGAGACAAUUAUGUUUGACUCACCAGAGGACUGGACCCAGGAAAUGAAACGGACAAAAGCGAACUGUAGAUUAGUCAUUGAAAACAAGAACUUUGAACUCUCUCAAAGGUUACCGAAGUACUUUGUCAUCCCAUUAGCAAUAGGGGAUUUAUUCAGCUACCAAGGAAAGGGAUUACCAAUUUGGUGUUGGUCUCAUUACAGCGGUUGUGCUCUCUUCAAAGCGUCUUUCCCGCCUGUGACACAGGAAGAUGGGGAUUUCCAAAAGCACUUGGAAACAAUGAUAAAUGCAGUUGCACAUAAUUACCUUUACUCUGUAAAAACAGAGGACCUCUCAGAAUCACUUCCUAAUAUCCAAGACAUCCAGCAGUCAUAUAACAAGUUCAAACAAUUCUUUCUUAUCGAAAAUUCAACCGAUUUUUGGUUGUCAGAUGUGAAAUGGUUCUCUUCCCUUGAAAGCUCAGGAUGGCUAGACAUUAUUAGACAAUGUCUCCAAAAAGCAGUAGAGGUGGUUGAAUGUCUUGAAAAGGACAACACAAAUGUUCUUAUAACAGAGGAAGAGGGAACAGAUCUGUGCUGUGUGAUCUCCAGUCUGGCUCAGAUAAUGCUGGACCCUUAUUACAGAACACUGAUGGGUUUCCAGAGUCUAGUGCAGAAGGAGUGGGUGGCUGGUUGCCAUGCCUUCCUGGAUCGAUGUAAUCACCUCCAUCAGAAAGACAAGGAGUGUCAUUCUCCAGUCUUCCUCCUGUUCCUGGAGUGCGUGUGGCAGCUUGUUCAGCAGCACAGCCCAGCCUUCCAGUUCUCCGAGACUUACCUAACUGUGCUGUCCGACAGUGUUCACGUGCCAAUCUUUAGCACAUUUCUUUUUAACUCUGCCCAUCACAGAGAAGGUGUUAUGAAGGCAGAGUCACCGCUUGCACAAAGCGGCCCAUUGAGCUGCCCUACAGUGUGGGACUGGUCUGUGCAGUUUGACAGCAAGGCCCAGAAUUUCUUCUAUAACCCCCUGUAUUCAGAAAAGGUGAAACAUGAGAAAGCUGUACGCAAACCUCACAAGCCUAAGCACCAAAGACAGUUAUCCUUACCCAGUACAGCUUUCAAAACCCCACUGAAGAAAGGUUUCUUUAAGGACGAGACCGACAGCCUUAAAAAGAUGCUACAAGUGAAGCGUCUCAGUCGCUGGAUGGGCUCUCCUGACUCCCCCGCUGCCACUACCCGAGAGUUCUACGAGUCCUGGCAGCACCGUCCUGUGGACUAUCACGGCCUCCUGCUCCCCUGUCUGGACGGACCGGCUGUCCGUGUCUGGAUGCAGCGCUACCUGCGCUGGAUACCUGAGGUGUACAUCCUGGGCGGAGGCUCCGUGGCAAUGACGACCAAGCUUAUGGAACUUCUAAGUCAGGUGCAGGAUCUGAAGCGUGUGCUGGAGCAAAGAGACACGUCACAAGCUGCUAAAAUUGAUCACCGUCCAUACAUUCAGCACCGGCUGCUCUCGUUUGGCUCCUCGGGACGAUUGUCAUCCUCAUUUCCCUUCGCUUACACCCGCAACCGAUCUUUCAAGCCCAUCAUUCCUACAGGUCUGAUGCAAAGACUUAUGGUAACUGACAGCCUAGCCAGUCAGGAGGAUGAGGCCAGUUCGGUUGCGAGUUUUGUUUAACAGAGAAUCUAUUUUCAGCCAUAUAUUAAAUAUUCGUCCAUUUAUUAUUAAAUUAUAAUAUUAUGAAGUAAAUACGGGAUUAUAGUGGCCUUGUCAGAUUCAAAUUAGGUGCUUAAAGUGCCUUUGGUGCUAAAGCGGGUCCUUUUGGAAAGUAAAACAGGCUUUUGUCAAACCACAUGUGCCCUACUGUAUCGAAAAUAUAAUACGAGCCUUCAGACAGGAUGUAAGCUCUUUUAUUUUUGAUGUUCUUCAUGGAACAAUGCCUAGAAUUGUUCUCUUGCUCAUCACAACACAGGAACAGGAUAUAGCCCUGAACUUCCAGCCUUUCCACAGUGCAGUGUUACAUAAAAUCAUUACCAAGUAACAUUCCAAACAGUAUUCCAUUCCAGUGGUCUAUGAAUAGAUUAAAUUAUCCUGAAUAAUAGCAACCAUUAUAAGAGUUACAAAUACAUUUGACUUCCACACUUCUCUGACUUCUCACAUAUUACUGUACUCAGAGGGUUGGAAAAAGGCCGCUGCAGUUCUUAAAGCAUGUUUUCUGUAUCUAAAGAAGGUUAGCCAAGGAAAAUAGUGUAGAGCCAUCUACAGGUAUAUUAUUGUUACUGCUGCAUUUAAAAUUUAUUCAAGAUUAGAUUAUACUCACUGUGGUCUGAUGUGACUGCUCAUUUCUUUUCCCUAGAUGCCAAGUCAACCUUCGGGUUUAUAAAUGUUUUUUUUCUUCUUAAGAAAA
Sinocyclocheilus grahami is the source of this 3077-nucleotide messenger RNA. Its product is annotated as myotubularin-related protein 12. The transcript has 16 exons. NCBI's taxonomy places the organism in Eukaryota, Metazoa, Chordata, Actinopteri, Cypriniformes, Cyprinidae. The record is from RefSeq and is a predicted model, not a curated record. Gene Ontology annotation, biological process: phosphatidylinositol dephosphorylation. Gene Ontology annotation, cellular component: cytoplasm; membrane. Bases 116 to 2347 code for a protein of 743 amino acids.